AUGUCCCAGGAUCCGGACCGUCCUUCCACGGGGGCGUCCAAUGAUCCCCCCGAGCAUUCCGUUCAUGUACGCUCUCGCUCAACUGCCCAUGCUCAGAGUCCCAAACGUCUCUCCGUCUUCAGCGGUCGCUCCCGAAGUAAUACCACCACCUCCACCACCUCCUCGCGUCGUUCGCCCGCCUCCUCCAUGACCUCCGCCGAUGCCGCCUCGCUGCCUUCGCAAGAGGAGCGCACGGCUCCCGUGCCCGGCGCUCGCACCGAGCGACACGAGAGCAUGACCAAGUCGCUCUUCAACCGCGGCAGCCGAAUCCUGCGGCGUCAGGGCAGCAAGUUCAAUAUCGCCGCCACCCUGGAUGAGGAGGAUGAGGCAGAGCGUGAAAAGUCCCGCUUCGAAGUCUUCGGCCGCCACCACAAAUCCCGCCAAAGCGAUUCCCAUGACAAUCUCAAGAGCCUUAUCUCGGACCCGUUCGAUUUCCAUCAUCUCACCCAUACGAGUCAGUCCCAUUUCCAAACCUUAGACAGAGCUCGUGAAACCGAUCUGGUCACCGAAUUCUCCGCCAUCCGAGCCUCGCAAAGACCUGUGAUGGGUCUGAAGGGUAUCCGUGCCGAAGACCUCCAUUUCCGUGAUUUCUCAUCGGAGGAUCUCACCAAUUGCGGGACGGCCAUAGCAGACGAUCGCCCUGAUCCUGCGCCGGUCAGUCCACCGAUUUCGCCGGGCGCGACUUCGCCCUCCUCUUCCACCGCCAGGAGCCCUCGAGAUAUCAAACCUCCGAGGGAGUCGCGCGUUUUCGAGAAUUUCUCGCGUCCGGUCCCGAGAUAUCCCCGGGCUGAAUCAACCACUCCACCGCCCAAAACCACGGCGCGACUGGCGGCCUCGCCAGAAAUUUCAGAACCAGCUCCUCGGGCCAUCGACGAAAUUUUGGGUCUCUCGUCCCCACCGACCUAUCCGGAGCACGUGUAUUCCCACGAUGACGACGAUACCGGACCUGGCUCCUACCUCUCUGGCAUGAACAUUGAGGCCAUGUUGCCAACAACCAAUGACCAUGCUAUUUCCACCGGGCCUGGCAAGGAUACGGCAGGAACUACAAGAGCCUCCUCCAUGUCCUUCACCAACCUGUCUUCUGACCUGGAUGACGUCCCCGAAGAAGAGGAGGCGACGCACUGGCAUGGCAGUCCCGGGUCCCACGUGGAGGGCGCAACCUCGCGGAUCCAGUCCCCUUCCGCUGCCUUCCCGAAUGGGAUGCAACCAGCCUCGUUGGCGCGCCCCAAGUCCCAGUUGUCGGUAAACGUGGCCGAGGAGCUAUCAAGGAAAUUCUCCGAGGCGCUUGGAUCGCCGACGCUGCCUCAAUAUCGCCUGGGCUCACAAGGGUCCCAAGACGGCCACGCAGCGGGAGAAACGCCCCAAAGACGCCCCUCCAUCCGACCUGAUCCCAUCUGUGAGACAAUUUAUGAAUCUUGGGACGCCGACAUUGAUUACUGCUAUGAGCAUGCGGCGGAGUCAAACUCGAACUUCGACUGGGCUCGUAAUUCGGUCGAUGAACCGCGACAUGGGGGAAUCGGCAUACCUAUCACCACAGCAGAACCCGACAGUUCAUUUGAAGGAGAAGGCCAGGGCGUUCUGCCAUCAGUGCACCUAUCGUGCACGCUGCCCACCCCAGUCUUGGAGCCCAGUCCCUCGGGCCCGAUGGGAUAUGACGGCGAGCUGAUGGUUCCCCCAAGAGAUGGCGAGUACUUUCAACCCGUGGGUUCGGCGAUCCUGCCAUCUCCCUUCGCCAAACACGUAACGCAAGAUACGCUAUACGAGGAGUACCUCUCAGCCGACGCGGAGUCGGACCGGCAUUUCUCCUUCUGCUCGCAGGGUGUGAUUCAGCCCAUGGAGCACCCUGUCUCUCCGCGGAGUAGCUUCUCUCCCAUUAGCAAAUGCAAUUCGCAGGAGAGCUUGAUUCUAUCCCGCGCGGCGUCAAUCGUCCGCAAGCAUCGGUCUUCGGUUUCAACAACAAGCGUUCCUGAGCUUGUACACAGUCUGGCCAACAGCAGGGAUCUAUCUAUGGGGGACCAACUACCCUCGGGAGAAUAUUCCAUGCCAUCCGGCUCUCCAUCCAUCUCCGGACUGGGACGUCCAGACUCAUCCUCUCACCAUCGGCAGACGAAGAGCCUGGCACGAGAAAUUGAAAACCAGGUUUUUUACCGGGUCGACAAUGCCAGUCGUGAAUCAGCGGAGCUAGCACCGUCUCCUAGCCCAUCCAUCCACGAUCGGGCCAAGUCCACAUCUGAGGUUGAAGCGGCUCCCCUGGUUGCUCGGGCUGCGAAGACCGAACUCCCUCUCAAGGGUGCCCAGCGGAGAAAGGGCAGGACCUCCUAUUCCCUCUUUCCAUCUACCCCGGCAGCCAACUGA
Messenger RNA from Aspergillus steynii IBT 23096, 2394 nucleotides. RefSeq lists its product as uncharacterized. The transcript is spliced from 2 exons. Bases 1 to 2394 code for a protein of 797 amino acids. Lineage: Eukaryota; Fungi; Ascomycota; Eurotiomycetes; Eurotiales; Aspergillaceae. The record is from RefSeq and is a predicted model, not a curated record.